Molecule: messenger RNA, 874 nt
Organism: Brassica napus (rape)
Lineage: Eukaryota; Viridiplantae; Streptophyta; Magnoliopsida; Brassicales; Brassicaceae
Product: early nodulin-like protein 3
Exons: 3
Coding region: 1-597 (198 amino acids)
Cellular component (GO): plasma membrane
Molecular function (GO): electron transfer activity
Source: RefSeq, a predicted model, not a curated record
AUGCGAGCUGCGAGGAGAUCGGGUCGUCUCGGGUGCGAUCGCGUCUCGGGUUUGAUCGCGAGCUGGACAGGUUCUUCUGAACUGGGACGUGAGCUGAGAACGUCAAGGAUUCGAGAUGGAUUGUCUGAGUUCUUGGAUGAACUAAGAACGUGUCUAGGGUUUUUAGCUUCCCAUGAUUUACAUUCAUCUGCAUCUCCAGCGUUGCAACUUUCCUUCUGCACAACAAAGAUUUUUAUUUUUGAUGAAGGUUUCAAAUACAAGAAAGACUCAGUAUUGGUGGUGUCAGAAGACGAGUACAAGGAAUGCAAGGCAACUAAACCGCAACUCUAUUCCAACAACCAAGACACGGUUUUCAAACUAGACCGUCCCGGUUUGUUUUACUUCAUUAGUGGUGUCUCGGGUCAGUGUGAAAAGGGUCAGAAGAUGAUCAUUAAAGUCAUGGAGACCGAGUCUUCCCCAGAUUCUCCUUCUCCUUCCUCUUCUUUUUCCUCUCUUUCGGCUUCAACUCACAAGAAGAGCAGUGCAUUGAAAACUGCUGUCCAGUUCACUAGUUCCAGCUUUGUGGUUCUUAUUGUUUCGGUUUUGGUUUGGCAUUAGGUCAGAUUUUAGUUCCGGUUUAGCAUUCCAAAUAACUACACUGACCGGACCGGUCUAGGUUUCAUUCAACAUGUUUUCACUUUUCUUGUAGGUCUAAUAUUACCUAAUUAUGUGAUUCUUUACAGUUUCCUAUAUUUCAUAAGCAAAUAAUCUCUUGAGAAAGCUGCCAUUAGUUGAUUAAACCAUUCUUAUAACAACACAGAGAUCUGAGUAGUACAAGAUGUGUUACACAAAAAAAAAAAAGUACAAGAAACAACAAUCUGAAUUAAAACAAAAC